UAGCACAGUUCAUGCUUGUCUCUAUAUAAUGUCAUUAAGUCAUUCAGCUAAGCACAGAUAUAUCCCUCAGUACUCACCAUAGCUGAAACAAACUCUCAUCAAAUGAGUCCUCCAAGUUUAAUAUUUCUAGUUCUCAGCUUCAUUGCCUUCAAUCCUUCAAAUGCAAAACAAGAACAACCUUUUUCAAUCAAUAUUGAUAAUUUUCUGGACAAAAUUUAUCUGUGGGGAGGUGAAGCACAAUCCCAGAUACUUAUUUCAGGCCCUUUGGUACUGGCUGGAGUUCUGUGCUUCAUAGCCUCAGCUAUAUCUAGUGCCGGUGGAAUAGGUGGGGGUGGUCUUUUUAUACCUAUAUUAUCUAUUGUAGCUGGUUUAGACCUGAAAACUGCUUCAAGUCUCUCAGCUUUCAUGGUCACAGGAGGGUCAAUUGCAAACGUUAUGUGCAAUAUGUGCAUCACAAGUCUUAAAUUUGGUGGCAAGUCAUUGAUUGACUAUGACAUAGCUCUUUCGUCAGAACCAUGCAUGUUGUUGGGAGUGAGUCUUGGAGUUAUUUGUAACCUUGUGUUCCCAGAGUGGUUGAUCACAGUACUGUUUGCCAUCUUUCUUGCAUGGUCUACGUCAAAAACUUGCAGAAGUGGCUUGAUGCUUUGGAAGUCUGAAUCGGAUCAGAUAAAGAAAAUUGGAGUUGACGAACUUGAGAAGGGGCUGCUAGAAAACGAGACUGUUGAAGAAAGGAAAGUGUUAGCAGUAGGACAUGUGUACAAAGAAAAUAAUGAGCCAAAAGAUGUUGAGGUGCCUGUUCCUCUUUUGUCUCCUCAAGGAAAUAGGAAAGUGAGAAUCCCUUGGUUGAAAUUGAUGGUCUUACUUUUGAUCUGGUUCUCUUUUUUCUCUGUCUAUCUUCUCCGUGGCAACAGAUACGGACAGGGAGUCAUUGAAAUGGAGCCAUGCGGUGUGGGAUACUGGAUUCUGUCAUCGGUUCAAAUACCUCUUGCUGUGGUUUUCACUGCUUGGAUUGUAUUUAGAAAAGAAAGCCUUAGAGACCGAACUCUUAUGCAAGAGAUAACUGACGUGAAGGUGGCAGCAGUCACCAAAAAUAGACCAUCAAAUAUACUUCUUUUUCCGUCAAUGGCACUAUUAGCAGGGAUAUUGGGUGGUGUCUUUGGAAUUGGUGGUGGAAUGCUGAUUAGUCCACUUCUUCUUCAGGUUGGAAUAAAACCUGAGGUAACAGCAGCAACAUGUUCUUUCAUGGUUCUCUUUUCUGCUUCCAUGUCAGCAUUGCAAUAUCUGCUGCUGGGAAUGGAACAUGUAGAAGCUGCACUAAUCUUGGCCAUAAUGUGUUUUGUUGCAUCACUUCUUGGGUUAUUAGUGGUACAAAGAGCAAUUAGGAAGUAUGGAAGAGCCUCUAUAAUAGUUUUCUCGGUUAGUAUAGUGAUGUUUGUGAGUAAUGUUCUAAUGACUAGCUUCGGAGCCAUAAAGGUUUGGACAGACUAUGAAUCAGGGGAAUAUAUGGGGUUCAAACUACCCUGUUGAAAACAGUUUUGUUAGACCAGUUUGUGAAUCCUUUCAUUUCAUGUCAUCAAUAUCAUAGGUAGUCAUGAAUCGAGAAUAACCUUGGACCUUCUAUUUCAAGACUGAGAAAGACAAAUGUGCUACUUGACAAAGUAACCAGAGAGGAUCCAAAUCCUUAUUUUGUAUGACCACAUGCUUAUUGCUAGGGUAUUCAUAACAAAUGUUAGAAUUUGGGACAUGCUUCAACUUUAUGGUAUUCUUAUUUAUAUGCACGCAAAAGAACAUAUCAAAACUUCCUAUGAAUAAAUGGGCGAAUACUAUUCAAAAGGGAAUAAAAAAAUUGAAGAGGUCAUUAACUAUUCAAGAUCCAAAUGAAAGAAUCCCAGAAAAGUUAUCAAAAUCAAGCCUCUACAACCAAUAACACGUUUUCUUCUCCAUUUCAAUAAAGCAAAAAACAAUACAAAGUAAAGUAAUCGGUGGAUACGGCUAAUAAAUGAACUUUAAGUCUACCUUCAGUGACGUUUCCAAGUAAUGUUUUAAUUCUGGAGCCAUAAAGUUUUGGUAAGACUAUAAAUCAGGGAUAUAUGGGGUUCAAACUACCCUGCUAAAAACAAUAUCUUAAUUGCGUAGUUAUCAAGAAUUAACUAUUUCUGUUAAAAUUACUUGAGUUUGUUGGAUCCUUAUUUGUAUAGCUACUGCUCUUAGGAUUUUAAUUCAACACUUUCUCAUUCUGAGAUCAAUGGAAUGGAUAAUUUCUCUCCCAAGUUCUCCCUAUUCAUAUCUCUAACUUGUUAGAA
Messenger RNA from Vigna radiata var. radiata (mung bean), 2303 nucleotides. RefSeq names its product sulfite exporter TauE/SafE family protein 2. Gene Ontology annotation, biological process: protein ubiquitination. Gene Ontology annotation, cellular component: membrane; Cul4A-RING E3 ubiquitin ligase complex. The transcript is spliced from 4 exons. The coding region runs from base 103 to 1527 and encodes 474 amino acids. The record is from RefSeq and is a predicted model, not a curated record. Lineage: Eukaryota; Viridiplantae; Streptophyta; Magnoliopsida; Fabales; Fabaceae.